GAGCGCGCCGGAAGUGCCUGCCUAGGCGAGCGGCGACGAGCGGACGACUACAUUUACGGGGUCUCCCGGUGGCCCAGAGUCGGAGAUUGUUGAAAACUUUAUAUUUGAUUCCUGAAAGGACUCAAUGGCUUACAGAAGAGAUGAAAUGUGGUCUGAGGGACGAUAUGACUAUGAAAGACUUCCAAGAGAACGAGUACCUCCUCGAAGUCACCCCAGUGAUGGCUACCAUAGAGUAGUUAAUAUUGUGCCAAAGAAACCACCACUGCUAGACAGACCUGGUGAAGGAAACUACAAUAGAUAUUACAGUCAUGUUGAUUACCGAGAAUAUGACGAGGGCCGCAGUUUUUCUCAUGAUCGAAGAAGUGGUCCACCUCACAGAGGAGAUGAAUCUGGCUACAGGUGGACAAGAGAUGAUCAUUCCACAAGCCGACAGCCUGAAUACAGGGACAUGAGAGACGGCUUUAGAAGAAAAAGUUUCUACCCUUCCCAUUAUGCAAGAGACCGAUCUCCUCAUAAAAGAGACCCUCCUUUUUUCAGAGAAUCGCCUGUAGGUCGAAAGGAUUCUCCACACAGCAGGUCUGGCUCCAGCGUCAGUAGUAGAAGCUACUCUCCAGAAAGAAGCAAAACGUACUCUUUCCAUCAAUCUCAACAUAGAAAGUCCAUCCGUGCUGGUGCCUCCUACAAACGGCAGAAUGAAGGAAAUCCAGAAAGAGGUAAAGAGAGACCUGUUCAGUCUUUAAAAACAUCAAGAGACACUUCACCCUCAAGUUCUUCAGCAGUUCCUUCAUCAAAGGUGUUAGACAAACCCAGUCGGCUAACCGAAAAGGAACUUGCUGAGGCUGCAAGCAAGUGGGCUGCUGAAAAGCUGGAAAAGGCAGAUGAGAGUAACUUACCUGAAAUUUCUGAGUAUGAGGCAGGAUCCACAGCACCACUGUUUAUUGACCAGCCAGAAGAACCUGAGUCAAAUGCAACAGAUGGCAUGGAAUUAUUUGAAGACAGUCAGCUAACCAGUCGCUCUAAAGCAAUAGCAUCAAAAACCAAAGAGAUUGAACAGGUUUACCGACAAGACUGUGAAACUUUCGGGAUGGUUGUGAAAAUGCUGAUUGAAAAAGAUCCUUCAUUAGAAAAGUCUAUACAGUUUGCAUUGAGACAGAAUUUACAUGAAAUAGGUGAGAGGUGUGUUGAGGAACUCAAACAUUUCAUUGCAGAGUAUGACACCUCUAGUCAAGAUUUUGGAGAGCCUUUUUAGAAAAUUGCUCAGGCAAAAAAAUGUUUCUAGUUUUUUUUUUUUUUUGGAUUAUGUAAAUCCUUAAUAUAUAGAAUUUUUGUGAUGAAGAGAAAUACUUUAUGAUAGUCGACCACAUUUCCGAUAUCAAAUAAACAUCUAAAAUAGUUUAAGAUAUUUUAAUUAGAAUUUUUUAAAUCCACAUGUAGAGCCUCCUAAUCCAUACUUACCUUUUAUCCCCCUAAAAUGAUGGGUCAGUUAAUUUUUCAAGCUUUGAAAAAGCAGUGUUGGAGAACAGCUCAUGUUCUGUAGUCUUCGGUAUGCGAUCAUUUGUUUUGGUCACAUAGUGUAAUUUAUAGGUUAGAGAUCAUUCCACUUAAACAUGAAUAGUCUUUUUGCAUUUCAUAGUCAGUGAUACCAUGUGAAAAUGUUAGAAUUUUGAGUUGUGAUUUUAUUGACUUGUUGCUUGCUUGUUUUAGGCUUUGUAACUUUUAAUAUGUUCAAGUAUACUGCCCAAAUAAACUGAAUACUCCAGUAUUUUACAGAAUAUUUGCUUUAAGAUUAAUUCCCAUUAUGAUAAAGUAGAGCACUUAAAUCUUAAAAAGACCUCAUAGUAAAAUCCUGUUUUCCAAGUAAAUCAACUCAAUGUCUUCUAUUAAAAUAAUCCUGAAACUCCUGACCAGUCUCACAGAUGUCUGAGUCUUAAACAAUAUCAUAUGUAAAACUAAGAGAAGGGGCAAUUUGAGAUGAAAGAUGAGAGCUAUUUUCAAGUUGAGAUUUCUUUAAAAACUUCUAAUUGAGAGGCAUUCACUUUCCAAUGUCCCCUCUGUAAAGAGAGCUUUCAUACUAUUUUUACUUUCUGAUUUUAUACUCUAAUAAACUUUUGCCUGCUGCUCUAAAUAAAUAAAUACUUAUCAUUGAAAUAGAAAAAUUUCAAAUAUGAUGAAGUAGUGGAAUUUCAUUUUGUUCCCAGGCCCAUAUUUCCCAUCUCAAGAAAAGGUCAUUGAUACCAUAUCCACGAUCAAACCAUUUACAGAUUCCUUUGUUAAUCACAUUAUGCCUUUAUUUAUAUCUGUUUGUAGUUGUAACAAGAUCUUUGUUGUGUUGCCCUUUUUAGGGAUCGUUAGCCCUCAAAAGUGUUCUUUAAAGAAACAAAGCAGAGUAGGCAGUAAGCCCAGCACAACUACCCCUCACCAAACAGUCUAUGUAAACAUUUCUCCAUGAGUGAGCCAUCCAAAUCACGGGUUACUUAAAAAUCUAACUGGGACCAUUAGGAUAUUCCACUCAUUUCCUGAUCACUUCCAGCUGCCCAGUGGCAUUUAGCCAAAAUAUGUAUUUCUGUGGCAUUAGGAAACCUUAAAAAUCAUGCUUGUUAUUACUACCCAGUUUCAUUAUCCUCCCAUCCCUCUUUCCAUUUCCAUUCUCUUCUCACUUGAAUUCUGGCAUUAUCUUUAGUGGCUUAUAUUGAUAUUAUCUAAAGAGCUACCCCAGAGUAGAUAAAAAUUACAUUAAAAGUGGAAUCAGCAGUACAAAUCAUUUUGGUGGAUCCUAUAUGGGUGCCUCAAAAUAUGUAUUGUCUCAUUCCACAAAUGUAAAAACUAAUUGAACAUAAUUAUUUUUCUUAAAUUUCCUAUAUGAGACUGCAUUGAACUCUUACUUUUGCCAUUUAGAUGUACAUAAGCUAAAACUAAACCCUACAUAUCACCUCUGGUAUUCUUUCCUAAUUACGAACAGUGAUUUUGUUACCCACUUUAGAAAGAAAAGACUAAGAAAGUACUGAUCUUGGUUCUCCCCUACCCCCAUGUUUUUCUUUUCCUUAAAUAUUCUAAGUCCAGGAUUCAAUUUCUUUAGUCAAGAUGUUUCAUGUUUAAAAAUAAAAGUUAAGAAACUACCAUCAAGGCAAAUGAGUUGUUCAUUCUGUUGAAAUUCAUUAAACUAGAAAUUCAUUAAGCUAGAGGUUUUGCUUACAGAUGCAUUUAAUUGUAGGUUCAACAGAUAAUUUCUUCUUCUCUCCUUUCCCCAAAUUAUAUUCAACAUUUAAAGCUCUUUAUAGCUUGCCAUCAGCGUUAUUCUGGUAGGCUUGUCAGUGUUAAUUCUGUUUGUUUUUGACAGCUUUUUAAAGUCCAGUUUUAGGAUAGUUGAAUUCAGAUGUGUACGAGAGUGUGUAUUUUACAAAAUGUUCUUGAUUAAUUUGUUUGUAAAGUAUCCAUUGUUUUUGAGUAUGCCCAGCUGAUAUGAUAAAAUUUUCAUUGUCUUACCAUAAAGCCUUGAUGAUCAACAGGGAGAAAGCAGAGUGUGAAGCUUUUUGUGAAUUUUAAAAGUGCAAAAUAAAGCAAACAGGUUUAAAUAA
Molecule: messenger RNA, 3575 nt
Organism: Lynx canadensis (Canada lynx)
Lineage: Eukaryota; Metazoa; Chordata; Mammalia; Carnivora; Felidae
Gene: PPHLN1
Product: periphilin 1
Exons: 11
Coding region: 125-1249 (374 amino acids)
Biological process (GO): negative regulation of gene expression, epigenetic; negative regulation of DNA-templated transcription; protein localization to heterochromatin
Cellular component (GO): nucleoplasm
Source: RefSeq, a predicted model, not a curated record